AUGAGUGAGCAGGCAGUGACCUAUGUAGACCUGAAAUUUCAAACUACUUCCAAGCAGAAGAAGAAAAAGACACCUAAGAACACCAGGGACAAAGAAGGAAAUGAGGAGGUGGUGACCUAUACAGGACUGAAAUGUCACAGUGCUUCUGAGCAGGAGAGGAGAGAAAGGACUGUGAACUCCCAGAGCAAAGAUUCUUCUGCUUCAGCUCGUGCAUGGGGGGUCAUAGCAGGGAUUUUGGGGAUCUUCUGCUUGGCUUUGCUGAUAGCAGUGGGUGUCUUGGCUGUCAAUGUUUUUCAGAUCUCCCAAAUACCAUGUAAACAGCAGGAAAACCUGAACCAGUUUCAGGAAAUUAUCCCAGGAUGGAAGUCUCUUUGCCCAGAACAUUGGUUUCAACAUGGAAAGAAAUGCUACCUCUUUUCUACUGAAUAUAAAUCUUGGCUGGAGAGUCAAGAGGCCUGCUCUUCUCAUGGCUCCAGACUCCUUCAGAUAGAAAGCAAACAAGAGCUGGAUUUCAUAAAUCCCCUGGCAACUUCUCACUGGAUAGGAUUAUUACGUGACAAGACUGACAGACUCUGGAUGUGGGGGAAUGGCACAGCUUUCUCCACUGACCAGUUUGUGGUAAAGAAAGGAUAUGUUGAUGGUGACUGCGCAGUCGUCAGAGGCAGAGAAUUCUUCUCUGAUGACUGCAAAGAUACAAAGCGCUACAUUUGUCAGCUGCCAGUUCUUGUGCCAGAGUCUGAUGUAUCCAGACAAGAUAGAUCAUGGAAAUCAUAAAAUCUGGGCAUCCCAUACCCAGCGACAAAUAUCCCCUAAUAAAUAUUAACUCUGUCAUCUUUUCCUCUUCGAAGACUGUAUUUAAAUUGUAAAGUUAUAAUAUGCUUUGCUGAGAUCAUAUGUUGUUCAUGAGUCUGUGUCAAAAGGAGCUGGGAUUGGCCUCUCAUAACAAAAAGAAAUCUGAUAAACCACAUGUUUUUUGGAUACCCACAGCCAGUCAGAGCCCUCCCAACAGGUCAAGCUGCUCUUUUUCCUUU
Messenger RNA from Mauremys mutica (yellowpond turtle), 1031 nucleotides. Its product is annotated as natural killer cells antigen CD94-like. Lineage: Eukaryota; Metazoa; Chordata; Testudines; Geoemydidae. Bases 1 to 774 code for a protein of 257 amino acids. The transcript is spliced from 7 exons. The record is from RefSeq and is a predicted model, not a curated record.